CUGUCUGUCCCGUUUAAAACGACCCUGUUCCCCAAACGCUGCUACUUAGCAACACGCUGAUCCAGAGUCCAACAGAUGCUCCUCUCUGAAAACAUGAUGCAGGUAACUUUAUUGUCACCUUUGCUUCUUCUCGUGGCCUCGGUCCACGGCAGCCCUGAGUUUCACCUGCCCAUCGACUGUGACGACAUCUAUCAGCAUAACAACACCACCCCCAGUGGGGUGUUCACCAUCUACCCAGGAGGUCCCAACUCUCCCCUGCAGGUCUACUGUGACAUGGAGACCGAUGGAGGCAGAUGGACUGUAUUUCUCAAGAGGGUGGAUGGAACUGAAAGCUUCUACAGGCCCUGGAAGUCCUACAGAUCUGGAUUUGGGAACGUGGCUGGAGAAUAUUGGCUCGGCCUGGAAAACAUCUUCCUACUAACUAUUAGGAAGAAGAACGAGCUGAGGGUGGACAUGGAGGACUGGGAGGGAGGAAAGGCCUUCGCCCAGUACUCCUCUUUCUCCAUCAGUCCAGAGUACCUCAACUAUCAGCUUUUGCUGGGCAGCUUCACGGGAGGAGACGCAGGAGACAGUUUGUCAUAUCACAACUCCAUGAAGUUCACCACCUUUGACAAAGACCUGGACAUGUCUGGGAACAACUGUGCACGGCAUUAUCUCGGAGGGUUCUGGUACAACAAUUGCCACCUGGCCAACCCCACCGGCAUAUACGCACCUCAUGGUUCCGACAGCAAGCCAGAAAACAGCAGACACGUUGCCUGGAAAACGUGGAAGGGUUUCAGCUAUUCACUCAAAACUGUCGAAAUGAAGAUAAGAUCUGUCAAGAAGUGUUCCUACACACAGUAAUCUGGUGAUAUGGGGAUUGUUUGAACCCCCAGUAUGUGGGAGAACUGCAUCUCUCUGUUCAUGUAACUGAAUUUAAUUAGCAGCAAUGUCUAGAAAAAUGUAGCAGACAAAUAAAGGCAUCACCACAUA
Betta splendens (Siamese fighting fish) is the source of this 972-nucleotide messenger RNA. RefSeq names its product microfibril-associated glycoprotein 4-like. The record is from RefSeq and is a predicted model, not a curated record. Gene Ontology annotation, biological process: elastic fiber assembly. NCBI's taxonomy places the organism in Eukaryota, Metazoa, Chordata, Actinopteri, Anabantiformes, Osphronemidae. The coding region runs from base 76 to 843 and encodes 255 amino acids. The transcript has 5 exons.